UGUUUCGUGGAAUUGCAAAUGUCCUUUUAAGUGGGCGUCAUCAACCGCCUAUGCAAAUUCAAAAGCGUUCAGAGCAUAAGAUUCCCGAAAAACUUCAGAAGGUCGCAACGGACAAGGAUCCAGAGUUCUCAUCGAUGGUGUUAUACUAUUAUCACAGGGCUGCUCAGGUUAUGGAGAAGGAAUUGCUUAAGGAAAUGGAUAAGUAUACCCAUUUCAAGCCCGAAGAGAAGAAAGCUCGUGUUAGUGCCAUCUUAAAUCUUGUGGGUAGUACAUGUACCUCCCUAGAGGUCAGUUUUCCCGUUAUCAAAAACGACGGAACCUAUGAGAUUAUUACGGGAUAUCGAGCGCAUCAUGUACGCAAUCGACUGCCUCUAAAAGGAGGUAUUCGUUAUGCCAUGGAUGUGGAUGAGUCAGAGGUCAAGGCCUUGGCGUCUAUCAUGACUUUCAAGUGUGCCUGCGUCAAUCUGCCCUAUGGUGGCUCCAAGGGAGGAGUUCGAAUUGAUCCCUCCAAGUACACGGCUAAGGAACUACAGACGAUUACAAGAAGAUAUACGAUGGAACUGCUUAAAAGAAAUAUGAUAGGACCUGCCAUUGAUGUGCCGGCUCCUGAUGUGAACACAGGACCGCGGGAGAUGAGCUGGAUAGUCGAUCAGUAUACCAAGACAUUUGGAUAUAAGGACAUCAAUGCGGCGGCUAUUGUCACCGGAAAACCCGUCCAUGUUGGCGGCAUCAAUGGACGCAACUCGGCGACGGGAAGAGGCGUUUGGAAGGCAGGAGAUAUGUUCCUGCAAGACAAGGAAUGGAUGGAAAUGUUGGAUUGGAAGACCGGCUGGACGGACAAGAAAGUGAUUGUUCAAGGGUUCGGAAAUGUUGGUUCCUUUGCUGCUAAAUUUGUUCAUGAAGCGGGAGCCAAAGUAAUUGGAGUCCAGGAGGCAGGAUUCGCCUUGACGAAUGAUAAGGGAAUUGACAUCAACGAUCUCAUCAAGUUCAAAGAAGAGAAGAAAACCAUCAAGGGCUACUCCAAGGCAAAGGAAGUCAAGGAGAAUAUUCUCACUGCCCAAUGUGAUAUUUUGAUACCCUGUGCCACUCAGAAAGUGAUUAACAAUGAGAAUGCCAAGGACAUUAAGGCAAAGUUAAUUCUGGAAGGCGCCAAUGGACCUACUACACCAGCUGGAGAGAAGAUCCUGCUGGACAAGGGAGUUCUCAUUGUUCCAGAUAUGUAUUGUAAUGCAGGCGGUGUGACUGUCUCAUAUUUUGAGUUUUUGAAGAAUAUCAAUCAUGUGUCCUAUGGCAAGAUGAACUCGAAGACUUCUGCACAGCUUAUUAUGGAGAUUCUCAACUCGAUUAAUGAGUCCCUAAAUAGUAGCGAUGAGGGUGAAUUUCCACCAAUCGUGGCCAACAAGCGACUCCAAAUGAUUCAGGACUGCACCAAGGAGGCCGAUAUUGUGGAUGCGGCUCUCCAAACCGUUAUGGAAGCAGCUGCCGCUGGAAUUAAAAUGACAGCUCAUCAUUUUGAGCUGUGCAAUGAUCUGAGGACUGCCGCGUAUAUUUGGUCAAUAUUCAAGAUUUUUCGCGCUUUGGAAAGCUCUGGAAUUUCCCAACAAUAAAUUAAUUAGAGAUUUCAAAAUUGCUUAAAUACAUUUUAAGUCAGUGUAAUAUAAUUAAGUUAAUA
Drosophila innubila is the source of this 1672-nucleotide messenger RNA. Its product is annotated as glutamate dehydrogenase, mitochondrial-like. The transcript has 4 exons. The coding region runs from base 51 to 1607 and encodes 518 amino acids. Gene Ontology annotation, molecular function: L-glutamate dehydrogenase (NAD+) activity. The record is from RefSeq and is a predicted model, not a curated record. NCBI's taxonomy places the organism in Eukaryota, Metazoa, Arthropoda, Insecta, Diptera, Drosophilidae. Gene Ontology annotation, cellular component: mitochondrion. Gene Ontology annotation, biological process: L-glutamate catabolic process.